GGAGGGAACAGCAUGUGUGUGCGAGGGAGGGCUUUAAUGCUGAGGGAACACACACAGAGUGAAAGCAGUUUGGUGUGGAUUCCAUCAGCAACAGGAGUUUGCCAAUCGGACGCCAAAGGAGACGACUUCCCCUCCUGCACCGCCUUCACCGGCUGUACUGCCUUCACCUCCUGUACCGCCUGCACCAUGACCCGCCAGUGCAAGCAUGGCAUCUUCAAGGAGUUCCUGGCCGAGUUCCUGGGCACGUUUGUGCUCGUGCUGUUUGGCUGUGGAGCGGUGGCUCAGACGGUUCUAAGCAGGAACACACUGGGAGAGAACCUCACCAUCCACAUCGGCUUUGCCACUGGACUCACGAUGGGCGUGUACGUGUCUGGAGGAGUAUCAGGUGGGCACUUAAACCCAGCGGUGUCCCUGGCGAUGGUUCUCCUGGGGAAGCUGAAGUUCUAUAAGUUCCCUGUGUAUGUUCUGGCCCAGUUCCUGGGAGCCUUUGCUGGAGCUGCAGCCGUCUUCGGCCUCUACUACGAUGCCUUCAUGGAUUUCACCAGUGGGAUCCUGUCAGUGACAGGAAUCAACGCCACUGCACACAUCUUCGCCUCCUACCCAGGAAGACACCUUUCCAUCAUCAACGGAAUCAUCGAUCAGGUGGUUGGGACAGGCAUGCUGGUGUUGUGUAUCCUGGCGAUCACGGACGGGAAGAACAUUGGUGCGCCUCAUGGGGUGGAGCCUCUGUCGGUGGGCUUGGCUCUGCUGGCUAUCAGCGUGUCCAUGGGGCUGAACUGCGGCUACCCCAUCAACCCUGCCCGAGACCUGGGCCCGCGUGUCUUCACCUUCGUCGCCGGCUGGGGCAUGGAGGUGUUCAGCACUGCAAAUUACUGGUGGUGGAUCCCUGUGGCAGGGCCAAUGGGUGGGGGCGUGGCUGGGGCCCUCAUCUACUUCCUGUUUGUCAAAAUGCACCACUCCCAUGCCGAGAAGCCACACGAGGAGCUUGAGGAAGAGGAGGAGGAGGAGGAUGAGGAAGAGGAUGACAACAGCCUGAAGGACAAGGACCAGCUCUUUUCUCAGACUGUCAAUGAGAGGCCAUUUGAAUCAGACUUUGACGGAGUUUUCAGCAAAAAUUAUGACCUUUAUGAUAACCUAGCGGACAAGUGUUAGCCGGGAGUCGUUGAGGUGCUUGUCCGGCAGCGCUGUUGUGCAGUGAGCUGAUAAGACGACAGCACUGGAGCAGAGCACUGAGGGCUAGAUGCUAACGCUAACAUCAGAGGGUGUGGCGUCUGCACAGCGCUGCUCUUCUCACUCGAGUUACACGGCUGAAAUUUGUACUCUUACCAAAGAACACCACGUAACACAAGUCAUGUGUAUUUCCAAUGGCCCCAUUGAAGCCAGUUUGUUCACUUGGCAAAGUGGCAUUUCACAGAAAUCUGCUAUCCGAGCUGACAGCGGGGAGGGGAGGGGAGGGGAGGGACGGCAUGGCAUUUGGGUCAGUUUGCCACUGUGUGUGUAUUUGAUGUGGUGAUAGCAUGAUUAGUAGUCACAGCUACCAGGGGAUUGAUGUCAUUGCCCUGUCUUAAAUGCAAACCUACCUGGAUUGUUUUGUGAUUUCUGUUGACUGUGACAUUAUGACUGUUUCAUAUUCGAGUUGUGUUGUAUUUAUGAUUCAUUACUUGUUGUAUGUAGUUGUACGUUAUUGUACUAAUUUUUCAACCACCAUUUCCAAAAGAAAAACUGCAGUGGUAAAAAUGCUUUUUGAAAGAGGCUUUGUCAAAGAUUGAUGUUAAAACAAAUGUUGUAUAUUUUUCAGGAAUAAACUUUAUUAAAUGGCA
Messenger RNA from Clupea harengus (Atlantic herring), 1820 nucleotides. RefSeq names its product aquaporin 9a (gene aqp9a). Gene Ontology annotation, molecular function: glycerol channel activity; urea transmembrane transporter activity; water channel activity. Gene Ontology annotation, cellular component: basolateral plasma membrane; plasma membrane. Gene Ontology annotation, biological process: water transport; glycerol transmembrane transport. The record is from RefSeq and is a predicted model, not a curated record. NCBI's taxonomy places the organism in Eukaryota, Metazoa, Chordata, Actinopteri, Clupeiformes, Clupeidae.